AUGUGGAAAAGACGAAAAGCAUGGGGUUCGCAUCAGGGCCUAGUCGUCUCCGUUCGGGUGUCUAGUAGUUAUUUGUCCGAAAGGACAAAGUUUCAAGCGUCGACUGCCUCAACAAAAUCUGCCCGUCCGCGACACUUUUCUGCCGCCAGUUUCCAGCCAACAGUCGUCUCCUUACGUCAAUCCGGACGGGUCGGCACCAAAAACAGUUUGGGACCCGACCCGCCAGCUUCGGUGGCCCGUCGCAACGCCUGCGAAUGCAUUCGGAUCAAAAAGGUCAACACAGGAUUCGCCGUUUUGCGCCAACACAUUAUUCCGGUUCUGUGCGGAUCGGUGAUUGUUUACGGCGGAUCACCUCACUACUCCGAGCCGCUGUCUUCAUCCUCUUCAUCGCCUCCGGCCACCAGUAGCAGCAGUAAGAAGAACCAGAUGAGCAUAGUGGAGACCCUGCGGUGCGCUGUCGAGUACAUCCGCAAUUUGGAGAAGCUCCUGGCGACGAGCGGCGGGUCGGAAAUGGAACAAGAUCAACUGUCCACUAAAGAGAAGCCGCUGGAUUGCCUUCCGUACAAGCUGGAUGUCGCUGUCGGAUCGCCGUCGAUGCAAGAGUCAAGCGAAAACAUUUCACCUUUGGAGAUUGCCGGUCUCUCGACUUCGGCCAACGACCUGAUGUCGGGUUUCUAUGACUCGACUUCGCCGACCGGUGCUGUGCCGACUGGAGAGCAGAAACGAAUCAAAACUGAGCGGGAUCCGACUGAAUCGGCUACCCUGUUCAAGCAGGAACUUCUGCGCUCCCUGUCGUGCUGGAACAGAUCGGAUGCGGAGCAACCAGUGCCGGAGCUUCUGCUGGAUCACCCAGGGCAGACGGAACAAAAACAGAACUCGGCCAUCCAAAACAUAAUGGAUCACAGUCGGCUGGAAUCCCUCAACAGCUGGUGGAGUUCUAGCCUGUAG
Messenger RNA from Daphnia pulex (common water flea), 948 nucleotides. Its product is annotated as achaete-scute complex protein T3-like. Gene Ontology annotation, cellular component: RNA polymerase II transcription regulator complex. The record is from RefSeq and is a predicted model, not a curated record. Lineage: Eukaryota; Metazoa; Arthropoda; Branchiopoda; Diplostraca; Daphniidae. Gene Ontology annotation, molecular function: DNA-binding transcription factor activity, RNA polymerase II-specific; RNA polymerase II transcription regulatory region sequence-specific DNA binding; protein dimerization activity. Gene Ontology annotation, biological process: positive regulation of transcription by RNA polymerase II. The transcript is spliced from 3 exons. The coding region runs from base 1 to 948 and encodes 315 amino acids.